GGUUCCACAAUAGAUAAGAGGAGACGUGAGAAGAAGAUAUCAUACAAAAUCAGAAACCCUAAUUUCAGAAAGGGGGAAAAGUUCACUGAAAUUUGAGAGAGAGAGCCAGUGAUGGCUCACGGUGAUUACAACAAGCGGCGCGUGAGGGUCAACCCGGCAAGCCGCCGAUCCAACUCCAAGCCUCUCGGCGGCGUUGCCAAGAAGCACAAACCCCCCGUCUCCCUCAAAAACCAGAUUCGAUCUGCAGAGCGCAUCCUCAGAAAGCAGAACUUGCCACCUGAGGUGAGAGAAGCACAGGAACAGAAGCUGGAAGGACUGAAGAAGCAGCAAGAGAUUCACACUCGCCUUGCCGCCGAACGCCAGAUAUUUCUCCGCGACCGCAAGAUCAAGUUCUUCGAGAGGAGGAAGAUUGAGAGGAGAAUCAGACGCCUUGAGAAGCUUCAGCGUGCUUCUUCUUCUCCUUCUUCCGCGCAAUCUCAUUCUCAACAGCUUUCUGCACUGAAACAGGAUCUUCAAUAUGUUAUGUACUUUCCCAAGACUGAGAAAUAUGUACCGCUGUUUGUGGGCGGCGAUGAUACGGAGAUAGUUGACAAGAGAAACGGGCUGCGCAAACAGAUUGAAGAUAGGUUAAGUGCAGCUGCUGCAAGUGGCAAGGAUUUAGAAGAGACUGGCAGUGAGGAUGAUGGCCUUUUGGAUUUGAGUGAGGAUGAUUUUUUUCUUGCUGGAAGUUCUAGUGAUGAAGCAGAUGCGGAUGAUGAAUGGACAGACAAAAGCACGAGAGAGCAGGCUUCUAGUGCUUCUGGGAAAGCUGUCUCUGGUAUGUCAAGUGAUGAAAAAAACCAGAGACAGAUUUCUGCUAGAGCUUUGAUGCCGCCUCCUCGCCCUUCAAACAAGUUGUCAAGGUUUGGGUCAUCUUCAGGCCAAAAUUCAUCUAUACGGAGACCUGAGAAUUCCACAUCCAGAAACACAUCAAACAGCAGAAGCAGUUCAGACUUCAAAGCAAGGGGACCCUCAAGAUCAGUGACAGGUCAUGGUAGUAGUCUAAGCUCCAACUCUGACGCUCACAAGCCUAAGAGGAAGAGAAGACCUAAGAAGAAAAAGAACUAGGAAGUUGAAGCAGGCAGGAAGAUGUGAGAUUGAGAAGCUAUUGUGAAACUGAGAGAAUCAUGAUCAAUUGAGAAGCUAUUGGGCGGGUUCUACUGCUUUAGUUCUACUGUGGAUACUCAUAAAAUAAAAUAAAUAUUAAGCAAAAGAGGAUGAUAAAAUAUGCACUGUAACUUGCUUGUGUUAUAUACAUGCGGUCUCUAAGCGAAUGAUUUGUGUCGUAGCAGCACUUAUGAAUGGUUUCCUUGUUCUUCGAUUGCAUCUAAUAUUUGCUAUCCUCUUUCUACUUCCUGCCUCUAAUUGUAAUGUAUAUUAU
Messenger RNA from Lotus japonicus, 1420 nucleotides. Its product is annotated as rRNA-processing protein EFG1. Gene Ontology annotation, cellular component: nucleolus; preribosome, small subunit precursor. NCBI's taxonomy places the organism in Eukaryota, Viridiplantae, Streptophyta, Magnoliopsida, Fabales, Fabaceae. The transcript has 7 exons. The coding region runs from base 112 to 1107 and encodes 331 amino acids. Gene Ontology annotation, biological process: maturation of SSU-rRNA from tricistronic rRNA transcript (SSU-rRNA, 5.8S rRNA, LSU-rRNA). The record is from RefSeq and is a predicted model, not a curated record.